AUGCCUGAGGAAUGGAAUGCCAUCCAGCGGGACCUGGACAACACUGAAAAGAGGGCUCAUGAAAACCUCACCCAGCCUCGGCCACUAGUUAAGAGACCCUCGCCGGUACUUCCCAUUCCAGCCGGCCGCUGCGACAGCACCGAGCGGUCCCCUGCCCACAGCAGCCCCGAAGAGCAGCCACCGAACCGGGAAACUGAGGCAGGGGCAGGCUGGGUUCACCCAAGGUCGCCCAGCGAGCCCGGUCUCCCGGGGGGGCGGGAGAAGCUCGGAGCCACCCGCCCGCCCGCCCGGCCUUUCCGGGGCGGCCCCGCACCCAUGUGUCUCACGGCGCGGAAGGAGAGGACCCCCGGGGCUGCCGCCUUCCCCUCCCCGGCGCAGGGGAGCCGGCAGGGCCGCCUCCCUCCCCUUCAGGGCCAGCGUGAGCCGGGCGCCAUCCCCGCUCCCGGCCCUGCGCAGCGCUCUCACCGACCUGGGCACCGCGGCUGCUGCUCCCGGGCACUCCCGCCGCCACUGCCGCCCGGGCUCAUGCGGGGGCUGCGCCGCACUCGGGGCCGGGCCGCGGGCGAGAAGGAGGCGCCGCCGCUGCUGCUGCCGACAUCUGCAAAUAUAAACAUAUACACGCAGGUGCACACGCGCACACUCGCUGACCUCCACACAGACACACACAGGUGCCCAGCUGCACACGCAGCCCUGGAGGCCGGCGGCAGUCCAGGGACUGGUGGCACAACAAGAGGCCAUCGCUGCCGUGGGCAAGGAGAGCGGCCGCAAGCAGCUCUGAGUCCCCCGGCGGGUUCCCACCGAGCCCACCGGAGUCCAGCCUAUCCGGCAGGCCCCAUGGCAGCCCGCCCAGGGUUUAUCGGGUUCAAUCUGGGCAGGGAGCCGUGGCCGGCUGGCAGAAGGGAGCAGUGGAAAGGGAGCGGCCGGUGGGUGACCUCUGGAGGGGAGCCCAUGCUGGAGCCAUGA
Motacilla alba alba is the source of this 963-nucleotide messenger RNA. RefSeq names its product basic salivary proline-rich protein 4-like. NCBI's taxonomy places the organism in Eukaryota, Metazoa, Chordata, Aves, Passeriformes, Motacillidae. Bases 1 to 963 code for a protein of 320 amino acids. The transcript is spliced from 3 exons. The record is from RefSeq and is a predicted model, not a curated record.